ACUAAAAAAGUAUUCUACUCCUCGUAAUCUUCCCCGACUCAGCGGCCCCCACAAUUCAGGCUUGAUUCAGCACCAUGAUGGCUUCUCCACUAUUUUUGCUGCUGGCCUUAGCUCUCUACUUCUCUCCAUUGAAGAAGCAACAAAUUGUUGAACAUAUUUUGAAGGUUUCUGAAGCAGCAAUGGAGAAGAUGAAGGGAGAAAUAGGAGAGGAGGAGAGGUCCAAUUGUGAUAAUCAAGGAGAUGGAAAGCUGAAAGUCAGGAUUUUGGUGGUGGAUGAUUCUCUUCUUGAUAGGAAGGUUGUGGAGAGGCUGCUCAAUAAGAGUGAGGAAGGCUUUGAAGUGAUUACUGUUGACAAUGGAAAGAAGGCAAUGGAUAUUUUGGGCUUAAAUGAAGCGGAAACUGAACUAGCUGCAAUUAAUGAUCAGAGCAUAGACAUUGUUCUUACAGACUACUGCAUGCCAGGAAUGACUGGUUAUGAUCUCCUGAAGGCUGUCAAAGGGCAAAGCUUUCGAAAGCCAAUUCCUGUAGUGGUAAUGUCCUCUGAGAAUGAGCCUCAGAGGAUUAGCAGAUGCAGAGCAAUUGGUGCUGAGGACUUCAUCCUAAAGCCUAUUCAGAUAAAGGAUGUGCAGAGGCUGAGAAACUAUGCUAAGCCAAACACAUCGUCACCCAUUGUAGGUUCAAAGAGAAAAAUGAAACCACUUGAGCUUGCCACAGAAAGCGGCGGAUCGGAGAAGAGACCUCGGCUCGCCGGAGUCGUGGUUGCCUGAUUAAUCUCUCUAUACUUUACAGAACUGAGAGAAACAGUAAGCUAUCACUUUUGGCUCUGUUUUAUUUCUAAUAACUAUCUCAGCAGGUGAUAUUGUCAAAGGUCUGUGGAGUGUUCUCCUUAAUCUUUUGUUGUAAGUUUUUAAGGUUAUUAUUGUUGUAUUUGUGGUUGGGAUAUGGGGUUGUGAUUGGGGGAUUUUGUGUGAAUGUUCUGUCCAAUGCUUAUAAAUGGUGUAGAAAAAAAAAUAUUUUAAGAUGAUGGAUGAUUGUUUUUUGAUGCAUUGAUAAGCUGCUUUUACAGA
Messenger RNA from Dendrobium catenatum, 1067 nucleotides. RefSeq names its product two-component response regulator ORR1. The transcript has 5 exons. The coding region runs from base 75 to 767 and encodes 230 amino acids. The record is from RefSeq and is a predicted model, not a curated record. Lineage: Eukaryota; Viridiplantae; Streptophyta; Magnoliopsida; Asparagales; Orchidaceae. Gene Ontology annotation, biological process: cytokinin-activated signaling pathway; phosphorelay signal transduction system.